Molecule: messenger RNA, 780 nt
Organism: Penicillium bovifimosum
Lineage: Eukaryota; Fungi; Ascomycota; Eurotiomycetes; Eurotiales; Aspergillaceae
Exons: 1
Coding region: 1-780 (259 amino acids)
Source: RefSeq, a predicted model, not a curated record
AUGGCCCAGGCGCUACCCGCACCGGGGCCCACGCCCAGCUUCGACGGAAAGGACGCAACUAAGUUCCUACAGGGGAUGCAGGAUAUGUGCAUUCGCCAUGGGAUACAGAGUACAGAGACAAUGAUGAUGUUUCUACCCCAGUACUGCUCCGAUACUACUCGCGCCUGGGUCGAGAGACGCCCGUCCUGGAACAGCCGUAACUGGAGCGAGUUCAAGGUAGAGUUCCUUGCGUACUGGUACGACGGGGACUCCCGUCAGCUCAGACACACAACGCGGUAUCUCGAGAGCUUGGUCCGCGUUCACAGGACCACCGAGGAGGAUUACCGCGAAUAUCUGACCGAGUUUGAUAAUAUCAGCGCAGAACUGUUUGAUAGAGGGGAACUCACAGACUAUGGGCGCGCCGACCUGCUGAUCCGAGGACUACCCGAGAAGUGGAUAGUAUCCGCUCUGGAUCUUAGUGGGCGGCGGCGUAUCACAUACUCCGAGGCAUACAGCCAGGUCAACAGAUACAUUCGCGAGCAAAACCUCUCACGUUGGUACUCGUCCAACCCGGACCCGCUGGACGUGCGUAAUGGAACCCAGCCUGAAAAUCGACAAGUGCACCAGCAGGGCCAGCAGACCAAGCCACUGCAGCAGUUUCAGUCACGCCAGCAGGACCCCAGUGGAGAAAUUGACCGGAUUCAAGAAAUACAGUCUCAGAUAGCGGCCCUUGCUAUUAAGGUACUGGGCCACCAAGAUCCCCGUGUCGACCCUCGCUAUGGACCCACGAGUCGGGGCUAG